AGGAGGCAGCUGUCUGAGCGGUACCAGAACCAGCUAGACCCUGAACCCGUCAGUCCAGUUCAGCAGAGAUGAAGCCGCCUCCUCGCACUCGAAAAAUACCAGAACGCAACCUGAUGCCUGACCCGGUCCGGACGCCUUCGGGUAAACUGACAUGUAAGUGGAAGAAACUGGAGAAGAAGAAGCUCCUGGACGCUCUGAGGAGACUGUCCAAAACCGCCGGAAGCCGCGGAGACAUCGACUAUACGUUCCUGAGAAAACAGGUUCCUAACCGGUCCAUAGAAGAGAUCCAGGCUGUGGUGGAUUCUCUGAAGAACAAAGUGAUCUCUAGUGUGAGUUUGAAGCUGAAGAAGAAGAGGCUGGAGGAAGAGAAGACCAGAAAGCCCAUCGAUGUGUGGAUUCACAUGGCUUCAUCUUUGGCGGGAACCCUCGAAGAACAAAUCACUGGAGCGUUCUCUCAGAUGAUGAUAGUGUCGUCCACAGAGCCUAGCACCCUGAAGAACUGCGACCCUCCUCAGGUCCACAGACCACCCACAGACCGGGACAGACCUGUUGGUCGCACCAUCCCUUUCAGACCAGUGCCUGGUAUGCCAGUACAAGGUAAGCAUCCUGGCACCAAUCCCACCCGUCCUCUCCUGGUCCUCAAGACUCCAGCACCAACCAUAGGCCCAGCCAAAAGACCCCCAGCUCUAUCCAGAGUGGUCAGAGUGCCAAACAGCACAGUCCCUCCACCCCAGCAACAGCCUUCAACCACAUCCGAAAGCUCACCUGCUGCCCCCUCCAACCAGCCAGGUGCAGCAGAAAUACCUGCAGCGUCCCCUACAGCCCCAAAGCCUGAGAUCCCGGCCUCAGGGCAAAGCACGCUCAGUCCUGGCUCUGCAGCAGUGCCCCCGCCUCCACCUCCGCCUCCACCCCCAGCCCCCACCUCCACCCCAGCCCCCACCCCCGCCUCCACCUCAGCCCCCGCCUCCACCCAGCCCCCACCUCCACCCCAGCCUCCACCCAGUCCCCACCCCGCAUCCACCUCCACCCAGCCCCCACCUCCACCCCAUGCUGCUCAAUUCUCUGUCCCCUCCUCGAGCUCCUCCACCUCCACCACCCACCCCCUGCCCCCCCUCUCUGGCCCCGCCGCAGAAGUUCAUGCCAGGUUUGGUCGCACCAGCAAGUUCGCCACCAAAGACAGUCCCCGGACCUUAGGUGUCAAGUGCAUUGUGGACUUUGAGAGGAUCUACCGCUACCUGAGUGCGAUCCACAAACCCACUGACGAGUGUCACCUCACCCCCAUGGAGAGCGCCAUCAUGUUGGACCUGUUGAUGUCUCUACCUGAGGAGCUUCCCCUGCUCGACUGUAAGAACCUGCACAAACACCUGGUCCAGGUGUACCAGAGUCUGUCAUCACCUGCUGACUCCCAGCUGGCGAGAGAACUGUUUAAAAACCUGAAGGGCGGACCCUCUGCUCAGUCAGAGGGUCCGAGCGGUCCAGACAGCACCACACCAGAGGGUCAGCAGAGCUCUGACAGGACUGGCGGCAGUGAGGUCGUGGACAGUGGUGGGAGGAAACUACAGCCAGAAGCUGAGAGCCAAUCAUCACAGAGCAACAACACAUCCAGCCAAUCAGGGAAUGGAGACGUGAUGGGACCCUGCCCUCCCCUCAACCCUUUCAUGGUGCCACUGAAGCUGCUGAUGCGCAGAUAAAUGUAGUUUAAUAUUUAUAAACAGUGGUUUGUGUCGUGUGCCUUAUUUUUUCCAUAUGUUGUAGAUUUAAUAUUUAACUUUAUACUGGUUCAGUGCUGAGUCUACUUAUUUGGUCUUCGUCUCAAAAGUUACUGAGCUGGAUUUUCAAUAACUAGUUUCUGAGUGACCACUAGAGUUUGUCUGGUGUUAAAGUUGGAUGUCUGGUCACAUUCAUUGUUCAUUUAUUCUUUGGGCUGAUAGUUUUUUUUGUUUUAUUUAAG
This is a messenger RNA of Seriola dumerili (greater amberjack), 1951 nucleotides long. RefSeq names its product small nuclear RNA activating complex polypeptide 2 (gene snapc2). NCBI's taxonomy places the organism in Eukaryota, Metazoa, Chordata, Actinopteri, Carangiformes, Carangidae. Gene Ontology annotation, cellular component: nuclear body. Gene Ontology annotation, biological process: snRNA transcription. The coding region runs from base 69 to 1691 and encodes 540 amino acids. Gene Ontology annotation, molecular function: RNA polymerase II general transcription initiation factor activity. The record is from RefSeq and is a predicted model, not a curated record. The transcript is spliced from 8 exons.